This is a messenger RNA of Schistocerca gregaria, 655 nucleotides long. RefSeq lists its product as uncharacterized. The coding region runs from base 107 to 655 and encodes 182 amino acids. The transcript is spliced from 6 exons. Lineage: Eukaryota; Metazoa; Arthropoda; Insecta; Orthoptera; Acrididae. The record is from RefSeq and is a predicted model, not a curated record.
GGUAUCGGGCCAGUGGCUUUCAGAGUACACCAACACUGUUCAGUGUGUCGUAUUGUGUGAGCAGUGCGUCCCGUGUGGUGCGUGAGUGGUGCGUGCCUGCUGUGUCAUGGCGUUCCAGUGCAGAGCCGCGGACCGCCCCCACAGGGGGAGCACCUCGUUCGGCAGCUCCAGCGUCAGCGUGAGCACCACAGGCAGCGGUGACGCAGAGGGGGAAGCGGAUGCAGAGGCCGAGGUGGACGCAGAGGCAGCAGCGGCUGACGUCACUGGCCCCGGCCAGGUCAUCGCGGGGUCGCCGGAGGCCGCAUCACAGGACGCCGACAGCGCAGGCUGCGGGGGCGGCGGCGAGGGCGGCGGAGGCGGCGGGGGCUGCCGGGGGCCGAGCGACGGCCAGGGCGCGGGGAGUGGCGCUGCGGAGCAAGGAGAGGCGCCUCAGCUGGAGGCUCCAGGCGCCGCGCCACCACCCCGCCGGCCCUCGCUGGAGGCUCCAGCCGCCGUGUUCUUCCCCCAUCUGCCGCCUGAGCUGCUAACCGAACUCCGAGAACUGAAGCGCUGGACUUGUGUGUUUGUGUCGCCGGGUGGUGUUUGUCUGCGGCGUCUGUCGGCGCCGGCCGCGCCGCGCCACGCCACGGCAAAGAUGGCGGCGGGCGUGACGUGA